Messenger RNA from Nothobranchius furzeri (turquoise killifish), 8069 nucleotides. NCBI's taxonomy places the organism in Eukaryota, Metazoa, Chordata, Actinopteri, Cyprinodontiformes, Nothobranchiidae. The record is from RefSeq and is a predicted model, not a curated record.
AGCGGCGGCGUGUCCCCCCCGCGUCCCCGGCAGUGCGGGGACUGUUUUGGGGUGAAGCUGGACCUGGAACCCGCGCUGUUCGCAUUGAUAGUUAUUAGAAAUUGAUCCGUGUUCUGCCUUUGUUCAGUUCAAUCAUUGAUCGGCGGUGGAGCGACCGCGGAGCAGCGCAGGCUCAGUGCUAGCCUCACCGAUCUGGGAUCAGCACCGCGGACAGAGCCUCUGUCUACAGCCUCCCGGCUUCCGGCUCUUUAUGGUCGCAGAUCAGCUCCGCCGGAAACUUUUACCGCGCCUCCGAACCGCUGCUUGGACUCCGAACUUUUGGGUUUUCCCCGCAGCUUUAAUGAUUGAAGCGGCUCGUCUCCACGGCCGCCGCUACUGCGUCUCAGCCGGACUUUCCUCUGACCGCGUCUCGGAGCCAACUGCACGAUGGGAAGUUUUUUUGUGUUGAUGAAAGUUUAUUUUGUGUUCCGGGACGGCUGAUUAAGAGCAGCGGAUGCUUUGUGAUUCUGACCUGCUGGACUGUUGGCAGCAAUGUUAGAUAAUGUGGAGGAUGUGGCAGAGGGAGCUAAACUCUGUGGCGUCUGAGCUGGCUGGUCGACAAGAGGAGAGCGAACAUUCCCACAAGCACCUGGUAGAGCUGAGCAGGGAGUUCAAGAGAAAUGUCCCUGAGGAAGUCCGGGAGAUGGUGGCACCUGUUCUCAAGAGCUUCCAGGCCCAGGUGGUUGCUCUGAAUAAGCGCAGUAAGGAGGCAGAGUCUGCGUUCCUGGGAAUCUACAAACAGCUUAUCGAGGCCCCGGAUCCUGCUCCUGUGCUGGAGGCCUCUCACUCUCUGAAGGAAAGGCUGCAGCAGCUUCAAAGCUCGGCCCCGGACAGCGAGGCCGUGGUACGAGAGAUCAGCGGGCACUGGAAGAAACACCUGGAGUGCCUUGAAAAGAAAGAGUCCACAGCAGACAGUCCAGCUGGGACAGAGGAGGCCCCUGAAUCCAGCCCUCCGGUCUCCCUGAUGACCCCUAACAGCACAUCGGCCCCUGGGGCCCCAAGUUCCCCACAACAGGACCAUCAGGGGCCAGCAGAGGACCAACGGGAGGAGGAGGAGGAGGAGGAAGCCGCUGAUGUUAGUUUGGUUGACAGACUAUCAGAGGCCAAGGAGAAGAUCAAAGUUCUGCAUUCAUCUUUGAAUUCUGCACAGACAGAGCUGCUGGACCUACGGUCUAAAUACAACCAGGAGAUGGCGAAAAAGACAGCGGAAGUUGACAGCAUCAUGGCUAAUCUAGAGAAAGCAAACCAGGAGAAGAGUGAGAGAGGUGACGUGUUGCCUGCCCAGCUGGAGGCCGCCUUGUUGGCCAAAGACCGUGAAAUCCUUCGUCUUCUAGAAAACAUUCAGAGGCUUCAGUUCACACUGCAGGAGGUUCAGGAAUCCUCAGCCAAUCAGAUUCUAGAGUUAGAGCGCCAGCUGGCCUAUAAAACAGAGACGAUACAGAGAUUAGAGGCUAAACUACAUUCUCAGUUGGAUUAUGAAGAGAUUAAAACUGAACUCAGUAUCCUAAAAGUUAUGAAGAUGGCUUCAACAAAUGGCAACUUAUCACAGGAUUCUGCAAAAGCUGCAGAGACUCUGUUGCUGAAUAAAGAGGCCUUUCUUCCAUCUCACAAGUGCUUAGGAGAUAAGAGCCGACUCGUGCACAGCAACGAUGAUGACCACUCUGAGGAUCCAGUCAGGGAGACGGUCAGACCUCCUGGAUCCCAUUCAUCUUCCUCUCGGGCAGACAGUCAUGCCUCACCAAGCCCGGGUCCCCCCGUCCUGGAUGGCUCCACCUUCAGCCACGAUCUCCCCCGUCCCUUUUCUGCAUCACCAAGCUCUGGAGACCGCCUGUCAGGGGACCACGUCCUUCACAAGCAGCUCCUGUCCCCACACUUUAAAAAGGAAAGCCUCAUGGCGUUCCCCACCGCCCUCUAUGCAGCCAAAGUUGCGCUCCUGUCAACCUCUCAAGGCUCUGUGGGAGCUUGUGCCGUGGACGCCGGCCUGCCGAGUGACCAGUCAGAAAGCGGCAGCUCAACUGCAGGAGAGGAGGACCAACUGGACACGGGAGAGAUCGCCUUCCAGGUGAAAGAGCAGCUGCUGAAGCACAACAUUGGCCAGCGAGUGUUUGGCCACUACGUUCUGGGCCUCUCCCAGGGCUCUGUGAGUGAAAUCCUGGCCAGACCCAAACCGUGGAGAAAGCUGACCGUGAAAGGCAAAGAGCCUUUUAUAAAGAUGAAGCAGUUCCUCUCAGAUGAACAGAACAUCCUGGCUCUUAGGACCAUCCAGGUUCGACAGAGGGGGAGCAUCACUCCACGCAUCCGAACUCCUGAAACUGGGUCAGACGACGCCAUUAGAAAUAUCCUAGAGCAGGCCAAGAAGGAGAUCCAGUCCCAGAGGGGCGGUGAUGGAAAGGCAUCUCUAAAUAGCUCGUCUGGCAGAAGCAGCAAUGGCACGGGCAGCAGCUCUGAUGAAACCAUAAAGAACAUACUAGAACAGGCCCGGAGAGAGAUGGAAGCUCAGCAGCACGCUCUGAUGGAGAUGGAGGCCUGUGGAAGGUCCUCCACUAACAGCUCAGGAGCUCAGGUUGAACGUCUGGGGCCCCCGGAGCGCUCCAGGGCCCUCUCUCUGCCCAUCUCCAUCAAACAAGAGGAGGGGGGCUGCGUUACAGUGUGCAUGGCCAACUCCAUCAGCAGCCCUCAGACCCCGCUCAGCGUCCUCUCCCCGGCUGCUUUCGUCCAGAACAUAAUUCGCAAAGUGAAAUCGGAAAUUGGUGAAGCGGGGACCUACUUCGAUCAGCACUGGUCUCAGGAGCGGGGGUCCAUGGUGCUUGGGGGUGGAGGAGGCUCCCGGCCCUUUAGUUCAGUCUCACCCUCCUUGUCUUCCUCCUCCUCUGGGCCCUCUGGCCUGCCGCGGUCAUGGCCACGUCUGGAGAACGGUGAUUGCCUUCUCAACAGCGAGGAGGCCUCAAAUGCGGAGGAUGACCUGGGCCGACCUGUGGAGGUGAAGGUCGAGUCUGACACCUCGGUGAGUGGUGAGUCUCCGGGACCGGGCUCGGGACGCCUCUCCUAUUACCCGGCUUACAUUCCCCGUGCCCUAAAGCCUACCGUGCCCCCCCUGACCCCAGAGCAGUAUGAGAUGUACAUGUACCGAGAGGUGGACACCAUAGAGCUGACCAGGCAGGUGAAGGAGAAGCUGGCCAAGAACGGCAUCUGUCAGAGGAUCUUUGGUGAGAAGGUGCUUGGACUGUCUCAGGGCAGCGUCAGUGACAUGUUGUCACGGCCAAAACCCUGGAGCAAGCUGACUCAGAAAGGCAGGGAGCCCUUCAUCCGCAUGCAGCUGUGGCUACUGGAUCAACUCGGUCAAACCCUCAACCAACCCCCCAGCCAGGGCCUGACUCAGGAUAAAAGCCCAGUGACAGCCCAGUCUUCGCCCUCCCCACCCCCUAGUCCAGCUGAGAGUCACCCCAGUCCACUGGUGGAGACCGUCAGUGUCUCCCUAGAGAGCAGCAAAGAGAACCAGCAGCCUGAAAGCCUUGGAGCGGGAAUGACCAGCCGCCUGGAAGGAGAAAAGUCCGCUCCAAGUCUCAUGACCCUGCAUCAGCCCACCAACCCUCUGGGCAUCCAGGAACUGGUGGCCAUGUCUCCAGAGCUGGACACCUAUGUCAUCACUAAGAAGGUCAAGGAGGUGCUAACGGAUAACAACCUUGGCCAACGUCUCUUUGGAGAAACCAUCCUGGGUCUGACUCAAGGUUCAGUAUCAGACUUGCUCUCCAGGCCCAAACCUUGGCACAAACUCAGCCUGAAGGGCCGGGAGCCUUUUGUCCGCAUGCAGCUUUGGCUCAACGAUCCUCACAAUGUAGACAAGCUGAGGACCAUGAAGAAGAUGGAGAAAAAAGCGUACCUGAAGAGGCGGUACGGACUGCUGAGCACCGGCUCCGACAGUGACUCGCCCAGCACUCGCUCUGCGUGUGUGAGUCCUGCCCUGACCUCGCUGGACCUGUGCCCGUUCAGCCAGGCGAAGAAGCCCCGGGUGGUGCUGGGAGCUGAGGAGAAGGAAGCCCUGAGGAAGGCCUACCUGCAAGAGCCCUACCCCUCUCAGAACACCAUUGAGAUGCUGGCAUCACAGCUCAACCUCAAAACCAACACCGUCAUCAACUGGUUCCACAACUACAGGUCCAGGAUGCGGCGGGAGGUGCUGCUGGAGGGUCUUCCAGACAACGACACAGACGCUGAACAUCACAGCUACUCCCCCUCGGUGACUCGGAGUCCCCAUUCUGAGGGAGAGGACGGGAGGCUUCAGCAGCCCCCAAGACACGUCAACUCCAGCACCAACACCACUCAGCCUCACGUGAAACAGGAGGCAACGGGCAGGGAGGACGAUGGGUCGGAGGGCAGGGAGGUUUCUGCAAAACAAUCAGAUGUUCAGUGUUUCCCCACAGCUGUACCGUUCCUCCCUUUGAAAGGUGAGCACGAAGACUCGGUCACAAGCUGCCGCGAGUCCCACCCGGCCGGCCAGAGCCUGAUGCAGGAUGAGCGGGUGAGUAGCCAGGUUCAGGGACUCUACCCUGGCACAGGCUCCAUGGAUGGUCCUCAGCGAGCCAGCCAGUCCAGGCGUGAAGGUGAGGAGUCUGGAACAUCGCCUGUGGACCCAGUCAGCUUCAAGUCGUCGUCAGAGCCAUGUCGUAGCAGCCUAGAGGUGUCCCUCAACUCCCCCUCCGCUGCUUCGUCACCUGGUCUCAUGAUGUCAGUCUCACCUGUUCCAUCUUCCUCUGCUCCCAUCUCUCCCUCACUGCCCAAUCCUUCAACCAGCACCAAUCACAGCCUGGAUUCGAACCUUCUGCCUCCCUUCCAAAGCCCUAAGCUCAACAGAAACACUCAGAGACGUAAUGAGAAAAUGGCCAACCUCAAUAACAUCAUCCACCGGCUAGAGAGAGCAGCUAACCGAGAAGAAACUCUGGAAUGGGAGUUUUAAGUCCUCUUUUCCUGUGUUUGGUGCGGACGACCUUCAUUUUACACAGGAAGUCCAGAUAGACGCUUCCUACAGAGACGUGGCUACCGACGGCACGUCCACCCAGACUCACGGGAAAUGGGAAAUAAGAUUUAGAUGUAAAUCUGAAUUUCCUACAAUAAUUUAAGAAUUGAGAAAAUUUAUAAAAAUGUAUUAGUUUAGUUUUGUUUUUUUGAUAAUGCAUACUCCUUUGAAAACAAUGUGACGGCGCUAGCUGUUGUGUGACCUAUUGGACUUGAUGUGAAGACUUUUGCAGCUAAUGGUGUCAUAAAAUGUACACUGAAGUUCUGAAGAUUGCCACUUGGUGAGAUUAAAAAAGACCUCUGUCUUAAGCCAUUAAAAGCACUAUUAUUAUUUGAAAAGGGACAUUGACCAAAUUUGCUACUUUUUGAAUAGCAGUUUUUCAAAUUUUGUCUGUCAGACUGGACAGUUUAAGUCAAGUAACAUGAAAUCCAAUUAUUGACUGAGGGAUAGUCCUUUAAGACUCUAAAUAUUCAACAUCCGGUGUGUACUUAGUUUCUUGGUGAUAUGUUUUGAACUAUUUGUAAGUCACACGUAUAAAAUGUGGUUGUACAUGUUGUAGGAUUGUCUGCAAUAGCCUUCUCUGAGAUCUGAUGUAGCAUGGUACUCACCUGACCCUUUUAUUCCCUGUAGCUAGUCACCUGUGAAUAUACUUGAGCAAAAACAAACAAAAAGGGGCGAACAACAAAAAGUUGGUAAGCCUGCAAAAAAAGAAGGGGAAAAAAGAUCUUGUUAAAGCUAACACUAAAGUAUGUUAGGUGUUUAUUUUUAUUUAUUUAUGAUUCUUAAGGUUUACAGUUUAGUGCCCCUGUGCUUUUGCUAGGAAGUGAAACAGUCACUUCACCUGAGCACAGUUUACACGGUUUCUUUCAGAUUGACCUCUCUGACCCUCUAAGGCACUGCUCUUCAGGCCGAGACACAGGACACCUGUUUUACCUCAGACUAGGUUCGUGCACAUCACGCUAUGACCGCGCAUUUCAUGAACAUAAACAUGACCGAUGCUAAUUUGAAUGGACGGGGUGAAAGUGGCCUGCGUCGCGCCUCCGGUGGGACCCGACUCGUAGGAGACGGGACACAAAGCAGAGCGACUGAUUUGGCUCUUUAUCGAAAACGUGGAGGAAGCGUUCCCUUUUGUAUGGAUGUGUGGCGAUCCUCCCAGGUAACACCUGACCUGAUUCGUGAAAUAAAUCUACUAUUGUUGCUAAAAAAUGACAAACUUCACUUGACUAAAGGAAAAAACUCCGUUCUGAAACACUGAAAUGUGCUUUAGCUGGACUUUCAGUGCCGCUGAAGUGGUGUACAUUGAUCUACUUUGGGACUGAAGCUCAAUCCAUUUAAAAGCAUGAUGCCUACAGUAUGACCUCAUCAACCUGAAGACAUUUAUUUUGUAGUUACAUUAUAUUAAAGACCACCCCCUCAUAUGACCUUUGACCACUCGUGUAUUGUGUCUGUAGCAGUUUCUUUGUCAUGCUUGCAAGAUGUUCUUUAUGUAUUUUGCCUCUAUUUGAAACUCUGAACAGUUAACUAGAUAUUCAAUACCUCGUGUAUGAAGUACGUACAGCACUUAGAUUUUGAUAAUUGUGAGGACUCGAGAAAAAUUCAAAUAUCAACAUUAUCCUUCCUUAGUGUCCACAAGUCUUUGCCUUCACUGUAUUGCUGAAUUUGGUAGUUAACUCUUGCACAUGUCUACAUAGGUCAGAGAACUUGGAUUGUAUUAUGUAGAGGUAUAUAUUACACAAUUAUAAAGAAUAAUAUCCUACAUUCUUGGGACAAAACGUGCUGAAAAUAUUAAAAUAAAAAUAGAGUGUACAGAUUUAAUAAACCAGACCCAUUCGAAGCCAGUUGUUGUCUGGCAGGCUUGCCCAUGGGUUUAGACCUUUCUCUCAGGGUAGUCGUGCUUUUUAAAGCUUUAUUGAAACAAUUGCUCAUGCCAGUGAUGGCGGUGAUUACAAUAAACACUUGAUGUAGGGAACGACUAUGUUAUAACCGUUUAGUAAAUAAUCACGAGGAAGUUGGAUGGUUAUGAGCAUUUCAGCGGUCACGUAGAACAGUGGUUUGAUGCAGUUUUGUAAUUCAUCACAGAUGCGUGUAGACUGGAGUUGCCUGGAAGAGGAGGAUGGGUAUUUUUAAUCUGUAAACUUGCUCUCUAAAACACUGUUUAGUUCACUACUGGAGCUACAGAUUCUUUACAGCUAGCGUUCUUACCACCAUAUUUUGUGCAUAAUAUGCUGUAUGAUUUGAAGUGGCAUUUCUUAUGUGAAAACUUCAUUGUCUUUUAUAGUAAUAGAUACCUGACUGAAAAAGAAAUGUAUUUACCUUGACCAUCAUCUUCUCAUGUAAAGCUCAUUUAAUUGUUUUGCAUGCAAGUCAUUCUGGUCUCAUGACAAGGUGAUGGACUGUUUUUUGUGUUAUUGUUUUUGAACAGGAACAUUGAUUCAGCACUUAAGGUCUUUUUACAACUGUGAAGUCCAUGCAUGGUGCAGCUGAUAAUUAUGGCUCUUGCAAAGUCAUUGCAGUUCUUUGAAAACCGGAAGUUAACGAUGACCUUUUAAAGAUGGCUUCCAGUUUACUAUUUAAACCCAAAUAAUUUUGUGCCAUAUCAUAUGCCUCAUGCAUUUUCCUCACAGAUAUGUUUAGUGGUGAAGUGUGAUCAUAGAGGUGUGGGACUUUUUGUAUCUCAGUUCAGAAAAAGCUAAGCUUUUUUAUAUUGUUACAAGAGCUAUACACAUAAAAUGGGUUUAACAAUUGACAUUGGUCACUAAAUUAUGAUGGAGGUAGUCAGCGGAAUUUGAAUAGGGCGAUUGGGACUGUGACGACAUUUACACGCUGGGUGUGGGAGGUUACCUAAAGGAGAAAACGUCUUUUGAAAGUCAGCGGAGAGCAAAUAAAGAAGUGACUUGCAGGCUGAAAUUACUGUAAUGCCUCACGUGUUAGGCUGUCAAAUGUUAACGAGUGAACAAUGGUAUGUCAAGCCUCUGGGAAAUAAAAUUACCUAUGUAAGCCAUCAGUCAGACAUCACUAA